Molecule: messenger RNA, 2718 nt
Organism: Penicillium oxalicum
Lineage: Eukaryota; Fungi; Ascomycota; Eurotiomycetes; Eurotiales; Aspergillaceae
Product: putative spindle pole body component
Exons: 4
Coding region: 1-2718 (905 amino acids)
Biological process (GO): establishment or maintenance of microtubule cytoskeleton polarity; microtubule polymerization; mitotic spindle organization
Cellular component (GO): microtubule plus-end; spindle pole; spindle pole body
Molecular function (GO): microtubule plus-end binding; microtubule plus end polymerase activity
Source: RefSeq, a predicted model, not a curated record
AUGGCUGAGGGCGAGGAGGAUUUCUCCUCUCUACCAUUGCCAGAACGCUUCGCUCACAAGAACUGGAAAGUGCGAAAAGAAGGUUACGAAGAUGCGAAGGCACAAUUCGAAAAGACACCCGACGAGUCUGCACCCGUAUUCACGCCAUUUCUACAGGACCCCGGAAUAUGGAAAGGCGCCGUGGCAGACUCCAAUGUCGCGGCCCAGGUGGAAGGAUUGGGUGCCUAUUGCGCCUUCUUGAAAUUCGGUGGAGUGCAGGCCUGCACGAGGAGUCGUCCAUACACCGUCGGCCCAAUCGCAGAAAAGGGCCUUCCCUGCGCCAGACCAGCAGGCAAAGCUAGCGCCCAGGAAGCCCUUUUGCUUUGUGUUGAGCUGGACAGUGCCGAUGCUGUCCUUGAAGAUCUUCUCCCCGUUAUAUCCCACAAAGUACCCAAGACGAUUGCCGGCGCUCUCGCCGCUUUGACGAUACUAUACCACAACUUUGGCUGCAAGAUUGUAGAUCCCAAGCCCACACUCAAAGCACUUCCUAAGGUGUUCGGUCACGCCGACAAGAACGUCCGAGCCGAGGCACAAGGGUUGACAGUCGAGUUGUACCGAUGGCUACGCGAAGCAAUCAAGCCUCUCUUCUGGUCUGACCUGAAGCCAGUGCAGCAGCAAGACUUGGAGAAACUGUUUGAGAAUGUCAAACAGGAGCCCUCGCCCAAGCAGGAACGAUUUACUCGAGCCCAACAGGAUGCCAUGGCUGCUGCAAGCGCAAAUCCGGCAGCCAGCGAUGGUGGAGAUGACCAGGGUGGGGAAGAAUUUGCGGAGGAGGAAGCAGAGGAGGUGGACGUCUUUGAUCUGGCCGAACCUGUGGAUGUGAUGCCCAAAAUUCCCAAAGAUCUUCACGACCAGCUUGCUUCCUCCAAGUGGAAAGACCGCAAAGAAGCCUUGGACGCUUUGUACACCGCGGUGAAUGUCCCACGAAUCAGAGAUGGACCCUUUGACGAGAUUGUGAGGGCCCUUGCCAAAUGCAUGAAAGACGCCAACAUCGCAGUCGUCACUGUCGCCGCGAAUUGCGUUGAUCUCUUGGCCAAGGGUCUUCGCAACGGAUUCCUCAAGUACCGAUCGAUCAUUAUGGCGCCUAUGCUAGAGCGCCUGAAGGAAAAGAAGCAGUCCGUGGCUGACGCAUUAGGCCAAGCUUUGGAUGCGGUAUUCAUGUCGACAGAUCUUUCCGAAUGCUUGGAGGAGAUCCUCGAGUUCCUCAAACACAAGAACCCGCAGGUUAAGCAGGAGACCCUCAAGUUCUUGAUUCGAUGCCUUCGCACGACUCGCGUUGUGCCUUCUAAGCCCGAUAUCAAGGCCAUUGCUGAUGCGGGGACCAAAGCAAUGACCGAGUCCACAGAAGGCCUUCGAUCCGGCGGUGCGGAGAUCCUCGGUACCCUGAUGAAGAUCAUGGGCGAAAGGGCCAUGAAUCCCUAUCUCGAAGGUCUGGAUGAUAUUCGGAAGACGAAGAUCAAAGAGUACUUUGAAACGGCAGAGGUCAAGGCCAAAGACCGACCAAAGCCGAUCGUUGCACCUCCAAAGCCCGCUGCCCCUGCCGGUCGAAAAGUCGCUCCAGGUAAGAAGCCUGCGUUGGGGACAAAGAGACCGGCUCCAGCGGCUGCAGCUCCUCCGGCAGCGGAAGAGCCGCCAGCCAAGGUAGCGCCUCGGGGAGUUGCCUCCAAGCUUGGAAAACCAGGUCUGGCUCCCCCUAGCAGCGCGGGCAUGAAGCUACAGCGCAAGCUAGGCGGUCCCGGCGGCCUGGCUUCGCCGCAGAGACGAGUUGCGACUCCUCCGACAGAAGACGCAGCGCCAGCUCCACCCGCGGCUCCCAAGUUUGGCCUCGGUCGUGGCCUCGCUGGUCGUCCCAUCGCCAAGCCGGCCGCGCCAGUCGAGCCCGCUCCAGUUCCUGCUGCCCCAGCAGUGAACGCUAUGUCGGCAGCGGACCGUGCCGAACUGGAGGAGCUGCGAGCGGAGAAGGAGAGUUUCUUGCGUACGAUUGAUGAUCUGAAGAAUGAGCGGUCGAAAUAUAAUUCCCAGAUCACCGAGCUCCAGAAUCAGAACGCGCAGUUGAUUGAAGACCACACCAGAGAUGUCUUGAGCAUCAAGGCCAAAGAAACACAACUGGUUCGCGCACGCAGUGAUGCCGAGGCCGCUGAGCAGAAUGUGCAAAAACAACAACGCGAGAUCGAGCGGCUGAAGCGUGAGCUGGCGCGCGCUCUCCGUGCAUCGGCCAUUAGUCCUCCCAAUGCCGGCUCCGAGGCUGGCAGUCUCGGUCUAUCCGACUCUGCGUCAAUUUAUCAAGAAUCUGUCAGCAACGGACAUGCCGCCCGCUCGGGCCUGCAUCUUCAAUCUCGCUUCGACAACAGUCGUCCCCGAAGCUACGUGUCUGCCACUCCCAGCGAGGAGAAGGAAAACACCGGUCUGGAGUCUCCAGGUGGUCUUGGACCCCGAGAGGGUAGUGGAUUUGGUCUUGGGCGCCGGAAGCUCAGCCCUACGUACGGAUUGUCUGGCCUUGGUAGCCCGACGCGGUCAUCUCGAAGCUCAGCGCAUGCUACUGACGACGAAUCUGCACACCGGUCUGUAGAACCUGCGGAGAAUUGGAAGCGUGCUGCGGAAGUGACCAGUCAACUGAAGGCGAGAAUCGAGCAAAUGAAGGCUCGACAAGGGCUAUCUCGACCCCCCGCACAACGCUAA